GGGACGGGGCGGGGCGGGACGAGACAGGCCCGACCCGGCGCCGCCACUUUCGGUUUUGCUUCUGCCGCGCCGGAGCGCCGCGCCAAGGCCAGGCCAGGCCAGAUGUCAGAAGACCAGCAUGUUGAUUGCUCCACUCAGAACAAAGAUGAUGAAGAUCAAGGUGAUGUAGUUGAUGCAAAACCAGACAGAAGUAGCAGAUUCUCAAUUUUCAUAAAAAAAAAGAAGAAUGGAGAAGAAGAGCAGCCGAAGUCCACUCUCAGUAAUCAGUAUCGAAUUGUUACACCCACGUUCCAGUAUAAUAUGGACUACAAGAAAGUUGGCAAAUGUAUUAUUAUAAACAACAAAAAUUUUGAGGAAAAAACAGGAAUGGGCACACGCAACGGCACUGAUAAAGAUGCUGGAGAUAUAGCUAAGAGUUUUAGAAACUUAGGUUUUGAGGUUUGCACAUACAAUGAUCGAAGCCGUGAUGAUAUGGAAAAAUUACUGAAGAAAGCUGCUGAGGAGGAUCACAGUGAUGCCGCUUGCUUUGCCUGUAUCCUUCUAAGCCAUGGGGAAGAAGGCCUUAUCUACGGCACGGAUGGACCUAUGGCAAUCAAGAGUCUGACUGCACUCUUCAGAGGAGACAAAUGUAAAAGCCUCAUAGGCAAACCCAAAUUAUUUUUCAUUCAGGCAUGCCGAGGCUCUGAAUUUGAUGAAGGGAUACAGACUGACUCUGGACCUGCAAAUGACACUCUAGAAACAGAUGCCAAUCCUAGAUACAAAAUCCCAGUAGAAGCAGAUUUUCUGUUUGCAUAUUCCACAGUGCCAGGUUAUUAUUCCUGGAGAAAUCCUGGAAGAGGCUCUUGGUUUGUGCAGUCUCUGUGCUCUAUACUAAAUGAACAUGGAAAACAACUUGAGAUCAUGCAGAUCCUCACACGGGUCAACUAUGUGGUGGCCACAAACUUUGAAUCACAGUCUGAUGAUCCACGCUUCAGUGAGAAGAAACAGAUUCCCUGCGUAGUCUCUAUGCUCACUAAGGAACUUUACUUCUGAAAACAGAUUUUAAUACCCUGAUCUCAUGCCAUUGGCUGUAUGCCGCUGGAGGGAGUUUUGAUUAUAAACUGGUGCAACACAUUUUUUAAUAAUAGAAAUGUAAUUAUAUUGGCUUUUUAUACUGUAUAAGCUGGGGUUUCUGAAGGAUGGGUGAUAUGCAGGAUUUUAAUGAAGAAACAAAUGCUGUGGGCCAGUCAUACAGCUAACACUAAUUACUGUGUCUUGAUUUCCCUUAGUGUGACUAUCUUGAUUUACGGGUGCUGAAGAUGUAUAUCGCCAUGCCUAUAAGCAAAGAAAGCUUCCAAAAUUACACCUGUCUUCCGUAUUACUUUGUACACUCAAGAGAUGCUGUGAACUCUUCUUUUGUAAUGUUCAACUGUUGUGUUCCAUUAUGUGUUUUUUGAUUAUUUAUUUCCCCCCACACACACACUUAAAACUUUCCAUCUAAUUUCAUUCAUGUUUUGGUUGCUGAUUUUUCUUUUUAAUCUUACAUUGCUCUUGGUCCUUCAUCACUAUCAAGUGGAAACUUUUCAGUGUUUGCUGUUUCAUAGGCUGAGUAGAAUAAAAGAUGUGAUUUUAGGAACCAGUGUUAUCAGCUGCUAGGAGGAAGGACAGGGAGAUCACAAAUUGGAUCAGGGUAGGAUUAAAGGAAAUUAUAUUGGUCGUUAGUCUUUGCUGUUCAGUUUUCACAUUCAUUAAACACUGGUCUUGCAUAUGCUGAUAUUGGAAAAGCAGAGAACCUUUCUCUCUAGAGGAUAAAAAUAAGUCCAAAUGUGAAACUAAGAAAAUUGGCAAUGUUCCUUUCUAGUUUCUGAUGGAAAUCAAUGGAGUUGCAUGUUGUUUUGUUUCAUGGAGGUUUUUUUUUUAAGCUUAGGAAAUAUUUGAUCCAUUUUUCCAUCUUGGGGAAAGAGGGAGAGAUUUCAGUGAUCUGAGAUUCAGAUACCUGACAAGUAAAGGUUAUUCUUUUUGACUAAAUAACUGUUCAUAUGUUCUGCCUACUGCUAAAAUGGGGGUGGGCAUGGUGUAAUGCUUACUUGGGGGUGUGUGAGGGAGAAAGGAGGGGAAGUCUGUGUCUCAAUCUGAAUAAAUUAAACAAUACCAGAAAGCAUAUUGUAAAAUGAAAAAAGCAAUCAUGAGACUCCAUCUUUUCUUCGACUAAAUUACUGGUUCACGGAAUAGUGACUUCCCUGGAAAUUUCCUAAGAGCAUCAUAUUAUGAGAAUGUCCAGUGACAGACUGAAUUUGUAGCUAUUUAAGAGUGUUUCUUAGUCUAAUAUGUUCAGUUCCCUUUUGUGAGCAUUACUAGUGAAGACAAUUUGAUUGCUCUGUGCUUAGUUUGAAAGUCACUUUACUUAGUUACGACUCUAGCAUAAGGUGCAUAAGUAAAGAAUCAAUAUUUGUAGAUGGUUUAGCUGAAUAGCAUAUAAAUGUAAAAAAUAGAAAAAUCAAAAUGAAAUUCUUUAUAAAACUGGACAAACUGUAACUGGAGGAAUCCUUAUUAAAAUACUGUAAUAAAGAUUUUUUCUUUGUAAGUGACAGUUAAUUGAUAGAACAGCCUGAAACUGUGCUGUUGCAGUUUUUCUGCUUGCAAAAAGAAAAAUGUCUGCUUGGUGAUUCAGAAAUUCUGAACCAACAGAGAGUUAAUGAUUAGGUUUUGUUCUAAAACUUUAAAUUGAAAUGUUGAAUUGCUAGAAUUGUGUGUCUCAGUAAUAAAUGUAUGCUUAGGUUUAAUUUCUAUUUAUGAGGAAUUUGCCAAGACUGGAAGUACUUACUUGAAUAGAAACCAGAAGUGCCUUUCUAGCUAUGUAUUGUCUUGAUUUUGUAUUUUGGAGUUAUGUUAGUGAUAUUACAUUCCUACUCUUUACAUACUCUGUAGAGUUGGUAGUGCUCAAAAAGCAAAUUUAAUGAUUUGGUUAAACUGAUAAAUGAGUAGAUAGUCACGCUUUUUCCAAGUAAUGUGCUCUACACUUUUAUGAAAUUCUUUAAAAAAAGAGGUGCAUAGUAAGCACUAUGCACCAGUGCAUUAUUCCUACCAGUACUGUAAUAUAAUGAAGCAUAUUUUUUUCAGAAGUCAAAUUUACAACUGUGUGAAUUAAAUAAAUGACUGUUUUGUGGAAAACUUGAGCAUGACACCAGUAAAGACCUUUCUAAAAAAAUUUA
This is a messenger RNA of Dromaius novaehollandiae (emu), 3191 nucleotides long. It is a transcript of the gene CASP7, whose product is annotated as caspase 7. Gene Ontology annotation, biological process: execution phase of apoptosis; proteolysis; positive regulation of neuron apoptotic process. The record is from RefSeq and is a predicted model, not a curated record. NCBI's taxonomy places the organism in Eukaryota, Metazoa, Chordata, Aves, Casuariiformes, Dromaiidae. The transcript is spliced from 7 exons. Gene Ontology annotation, cellular component: cytoplasm. The coding region runs from base 103 to 1032 and encodes 309 amino acids.